This is a messenger RNA of Saimiri boliviensis boliviensis (Bolivian squirrel monkey), 939 nucleotides long. It is a transcript of the gene FMC1, whose product is annotated as formation of mitochondrial complex V assembly factor 1 homolog. NCBI's taxonomy places the organism in Eukaryota, Metazoa, Chordata, Mammalia, Primates, Cebidae. The record is from RefSeq and is a predicted model, not a curated record. Gene Ontology annotation, cellular component: mitochondrion.
UGUUUUUACUAGCUGGUGGGCUGCAACUUUCCAGAAUCAGCAUACUCCCAUGUCCUUUCCGUGAGCCGCAGGUCCCCUGGGAUUUGGGGAGAAGUCCGUCAAUACGUUGAAUUUUGAUAUCCCUUUUAGAAAUCAUUUAAAAAUAUCUUCUCAGCGUGUUCCGUAUCAAAUCCACACCCACUCCCCCAAGCCGGGCCCACUUCUCCUGAGACUCGGCGGUUGGUGUGCUAAGGGGCAUCUUCAAUGACGCAGUGAAGAAAGGCCCCCAUUUCCCCAAUCCCUUUUUCGGGGUUGGAGGACCUGGUACCGUCAGUGAACACUCGGCUUUCGUUUGCUUUUCUUGUUAGGGCGCAAUUCGGCCUUCUAUUAAUGUACAAUGGCCAGAUGAGCCGUUCCACUGCUCGCAAGUCGAUAGGGGGAGCCGGUAGUCGGCCCGACCGUACCAUCAGGCGCCCAGGUGGGAGGUCGCAGGACGCCGUCGGUCACCAGGCUCGGAGGACAGGGAAAUGGCGGCCUUAGGGUCUCCGGCGCGCACUUUGCGGGGACUUCUGCGGGAGUUGCGCUACCUGAGCGCGGCCACCGGCCGACCCUAUCGCGACACCGCGGCCUAUCGGUACCUCGUGAAGGCUUUCCGUGCACAUCGGGUCACCAGUGAAAAGUUGUGCAGAGCCCAACAUGAGCUUCAUUUUCAAGCUGCCACCUAUCUCUGCCUCCUGCGUAGCAUCCGGGAACAUGUGGCCCUGCAUCAGGAAUUUCAUGGCAAGGGUGAGCGCUCAGUGGAGGAGUCUGCUGGCUUGGUGGGCCUCCAAUUGCCGCAUCAGCCUGGAGGGAAGGGCUGGGAACCAUGAACAUGGAGAGUAUCCUUGGAUGCUGCAUUCAUAAGAAAAUUUAAUAAUUUCUGUCAAUAUGUAUUUAUCAUUAAACUUUUUUUAAGUUUAA